Messenger RNA from Venturia canescens, 3603 nucleotides. It is a transcript of the gene ras, whose product is annotated as Inosine-5'-monophosphate dehydrogenase ras. The transcript is spliced from 2 exons. Gene Ontology annotation, biological process: GTP biosynthetic process. Gene Ontology annotation, molecular function: IMP dehydrogenase activity. The coding region runs from base 329 to 1900 and encodes 523 amino acids. The record is from RefSeq and is a predicted model, not a curated record. Gene Ontology annotation, cellular component: cytoplasm. Lineage: Eukaryota; Metazoa; Arthropoda; Insecta; Hymenoptera; Ichneumonidae.
UGGUUCAUUGACAAGUUACGCUUCGUGGCGCUCCAGUCUUUGUAUUUGCCCACGUGUUGUUCGUCCUUUUCUGUUCUUCGAAAUAUCUUCUCAUACUUUCGAAACGUUCGAAAAUAAUAAAAGAAAAUUUGAAAGUGAACGCGUGAUUUUGAGGUUUGGUUUUUCGGGUGAAAAAUCAGUGGGAAAAGAUUUCUGAAUCAAAGUAAAAGAUAGAAAAUACGAAAUACCGUGUGCGAGAGGCGUCGAACCAAACCCACAUUCGAAAGCGCCAAAAUAUUGUUCAUUCUUGACUAUUUUUUAUUUUUGUUUUUAAAUAACAUUUGCGAAAAUGGCAGAGUAUGUGAACACUGAGACCGCACCGGGUGCAGUUCCGAUGCUCGACGAUGGUUUAUCCGCCGAUCAACUGUUCACGAACGGUGACGGAUUGACCUACAACGAUUUUAUCAUAUUGCCCGGUUACAUUGACUUCGAAGCCGACGAGGUUGAACUCGUUUCGGCUUUAACGAAAAAAAUCUUUCUCAAAACACCCCUUGUCUCUUCGCCCAUGGACACAGUUACCGAAUCCGACAUGGCCAUCGCGAUGGCACUUUGCGGCGGAAUCGGAAUUAUUCAUCAUAAUUGCUCACCUGAAUAUCAAGCCAACGAAGUUCAUAAGGUGAAAAAAUACAAACACGGAUUCAUCAGAGAUCCGGUAGUGUUAUCGCCGAGUCACACAGUGGGGGACGUAUUGAACGUGAAAGCGGAGCAUGGAUUUUCUGGGGUACCAAUAACGGAGACGGGUAAAAUCGGUGGUAAAUUGGUAGGAAUAGUGACGUCGAGAGACAUAGAUUUUCUGGAGGACACGAGUAAUCAGCAAGAUUUGAAGCUGGAGAACGUGAUGACGCGUUUAGAGAGUCUGAUAACAGCUAAAUCGGGGGUGACUCUGCAGGAGGCGAACACGAUAUUGGAGAAAUCGAAAAAAGGCAAAUUGCCGAUAGUUAAUGACAAAGGAGAGUUGGUGUCGUUGAUGGCUCGUACAGAUUUGAAGAAAAAUCGUAGUUACCCAAUCGCGAGCAAGGACGAAAACAAACAACUGUUGGUCGGAGCUGCGAUCGGAACGAGGGAAUCGGAUAAAGAGAGAUUAAAGUUAUUGGCGAGUGCAGGAGUCGAUGUCGUCGUCUUGGAUUCGUCCCAGGGACGUUCGAUCUACCAGAUAAAAAUGAUAAAGCACAUAAAAAGCGAGUAUCCAGAGCUGCAAGUUAUCGCGGGCAACGUCGUUACGAUACCAGCUGCCAGUGAUUUGAUUAAGGCCGGAGCUGAUGGAUUGAGGGUUGGUAUGGGCUCGGGAUCGAUAUGUAUAACGCAAGAGGUGAUGGCCGUUGGACGACCUCAGGCGACAGCGGUUUACAAGGUUUCCCAAUACGCUCGACAGCUCGGAGUCCCCGUUAUCGCCGACGGUGGUAUACAGUCGAUAGGUCACAUUAUUAAGGGACUCAGUUUGGGAGCGAGUACGGUGAUGAUGGGUUCCCUCUUGGCCGGCACUUCCGAAGCCCCUGGUGAAUAUUUCUUCAGCGAUGGCGUUCGUCUCAAGAAAUAUCGUGGAAUGGGUUCUCUAGAAGCGAUGAAUCGAAAGGACGCUAAAGGUUCCGCAAUGGAUCGCUACUUUCACAACGAAAUCGACAAGAUCAAAGUUGCCCAAGGUGUCAGCGGCUCGAUCGUCGAUAAGGGUAGCGUUCUCAAAUUUCUACCUUAUCUUCAAUGUGGCAUUAAACACGGAUGUCAAGACAUCGGGGCGAGAUCGUUAUCGGCUUUGAGGUCCAUGAUGUACAGCGGUGAAUUAAAAUUCGAGAGACGCACUCAUUCGGCACAGCAGGAAGGAAAUGUUCACAGUCUCUUUUCGUACGAAAAACGACUAUUUUAAUAGGGGGGGGAAAAAAAAAACAAAAUGAAACUGGCACGCCAUUCGCACCUUUUCCGUGCGGUGUCGAGGAGGGUGUGCUUUGCUUUUGAGGGAAUUCCAUUAAUAUUUAUAUUAUGUUGAUUGUAACAAUGGGGCAUAAUAAUGAUCGAGAUUUUAUUGAUGAAAACUGAUGGAAAAGCUUGGAAUUUUUAUUCCAUUAUGGAUUCUCGAAUCGAUUUAUUAAUUAGUCAAUCUAAUUAGUUUCCGUUUGGCUGAUGAUUUUUAUUCGAUAUAUAUCGAUAUAUAUCAUUCGAUUUAUUCAAUUCGUUCCCUCAUCAAUCAAGCUCUGGAGGCACUUGGUCGAGCCAAUAAAGCGUUAUUUCAAAAAAUAAUAAUAAAUUAGGCGAGUUAGCUGGUGAUAGAUCCAUUUCAUUAGCUUAGGCCGAAGACUCAUUUACUUAGUUAAUUCCUAAAGCAGACCCCCGCCAAAACUAUUCAUAGGAAAACUAUUUUACUUGAAAUGGACCACUCCGUAGAAUUAAGUACAAAUGACGAAAAAAAAAGCAAAACGUUGCGGAAUAUAAAAUAUCUCUGAUUAUUCAAUCCCUGACAUAUUUGACCGAACACAGGGAUCUUGUGGAUAAUAAUUUUGAAAGAUUACUGCGAAUCAAAAAUUUCACCGGAGGCCCCUUGAAAGGUGAAUACGCGAACGACGAGUGUGAAAAUAUUUCUAUUUUUCUCAACCAUUACGACAUUGUCUUUUUUUAUUAUUUCAUAAUUGUAACAAUUGAUUGUGUAAUGGUAAUAUUUAAUGAUUGAGCUGGACGAAAAUAUAAGUGUAUGUUGAAAAGAUCGUAGAAUAGUAUGUAAUAUGCGUGAAAUAUUUAAACUCUCUCGUGAGAAUCAAAAAAUAACAUUCUGAAAGUUGUUGCGAGUGAGAAACCAUAGUUCAUAUAAUCAUUUUAUCUGUCCAGAAAAAUCGUAUAUUGUACUGAACUAUUUUUUGUAUACACUAUUCUGAGACCACGAUGUGUCAAUGUACUUUGUAAUCAACAAAACUGUAUAGAAAAGAGCAUGUCGAUAGAUAGACGAAAGAAUAAACCAUGUUAUGCUUCGUAAUUAUUUCAUAUGUGUUCUUUCAAUGAACACUUCUACGUUGAACAACGGAAGAUUCACUAGAAUAAUGAUAAUACAUGAAGAAUAAAUACGUGUCCCAUACCCGUUGUUCUUCACCGUUAUUACUUCUAUUUCGUAUGUCUGUAUAUGUACAAGUAUGUAUUGAUUCAAUCAAUUUGGAAACCUUUUACUUGACACUUGUUGCGAGAAAUUAUAACUGUGAGAUUCAGUUUAUUGGAUUUGUUGGAGUCAGUUCUUUUUUAUAUAUCCAUAGAUUGAUAGCCAAUGAAAUUAUUCAAGCGAUAUAAAUCCUCGAAUCAAUAUAUUUUUAAUACAAAAUAUGAAUCUUCUACCAGAAUUUCCUGUAUUUCAAUGUUUUUCCAGUUUCUCAUAGUUUAUAUUUUAUAUUUUAUAUUAUUAAUUUUCAAUUCUCAAUUGAAAAGAUUGAACGAUUGCUCAUUGAUAGCAAUCGAUUGCUCAUUGAUAGCAAUCGUUCUGUAGGUAAUGCGCAAUGAAGAAUCAGAUAAAAAGGAAUCGAGUGAUAAAUUUCAAAUUUGUAAAGUUUGCUUGUAGAUGAAAAUUGAAUAAAUAUAAAAGACACAAAUUUA